Messenger RNA from Saccharomyces cerevisiae S288C, 963 nucleotides. It is a transcript of the gene MRX19, whose product is annotated as Mrx19p. The coding region runs from base 1 to 963 and encodes 320 amino acids. NCBI's taxonomy places the organism in Eukaryota, Fungi, Ascomycota, Saccharomycetes, Saccharomycetales, Saccharomycetaceae. The record is from RefSeq and is marked reviewed. The transcript has a single exon.
AUGAUACGUUCAAUAUUUAUACCGCCAACUAGUAUAACUGCCACUUCUCGACUGUUCUACGGAAUGAGGGCGUAUUCAACAAAACUUGAAAAGGCUUCACUCCAAAAAUAUCUGCAUGAUCCUGUUAAAGUGACUGUGAUACCAAUAACGGACAAAGAAUCAUUCAUUUACUAUAAGCAUACCGAUAAUCUCUUUAAUAGUCAGUCUAGAAUAUUAAAAGCAGAAAAGUGGAUCGUUGAGAAAUCAGCAAAGCUUUGGAGAAAACUGAAAAAGUCCCCUAAAUCGUAUAAUAAAAAAAUAGUGUCCAUGGUGCAGUCUCUGUUAAAUAGCACACCCUGGUCAGAAAAUAGUCUGUUAACCAUACCAAGUGAAAGCUAUAUAUUGAAGAGAAUUAAGGGAGAGAAAGAUAAGACCCAAGAGAUUCGACUCACAUUGAAAGAUUAUACCGUAAAGGCAGAACAGGUCGAUACUCAACCCUUACACGUGUAUUAUCCCCCUGGAAUUUCUAGCCCUGAUGAGUGCUUGAGACAAAUGAAAAAGCUCUACCAAGAAGGCUUAAUUUAUCACAAAAAAUGGACUUUAUAUUGCCUUUUAGGUCUCCCGCUGACAAUUCCUCUAAUUUUAAUACCGCUUAUACCAAAUGUUCCAGGGUUCUACCUAUCUUAUAGAGCUUAUGUUAAUAUCAAAGCUUACCUUGGUGCUAAGCACUUGAAGAGUCUACUGGAAAGUUCAAAACAAAAUUUAGAAUUCAGGGAACUGUUGGGAUAUACGGAAGUAUAUAAACGUGGGACCAGCAGCCGUACGCAGGGCAAUCAAAAGGAAUCAAAAGGUGCACCAGAAUUACUACUUAACAAGAAAACCCUUCCGUUGAUCUUAGAUUUCUUAGAGGUUCAUGAACUAGAAAGCGACUUGAACAAAGUCAUCCUUCAAGAAUCGAAAUCUCAAGAGAAAAACAAAAUUUAA